Messenger RNA from Phaeodactylum tricornutum CCAP 1055/1, 1063 nucleotides. RefSeq lists its product with no specific name. The transcript has a single exon. The coding region runs from base 102 to 866 and encodes 254 amino acids. Lineage: Eukaryota; Bacillariophyta; Bacillariophyceae; Surirellales; Neidiaceae. The record is from RefSeq and is a predicted model, not a curated record.
CGGCUGUCCACACAGUAGGAACAAAGCACACCCUUCCCGUACUCGUCGCCAAACGAUUCGACGGGACCAUUGAUCUGCGUAUGUACUAGCUUCUCUUUGCGAUGCAAGCUUCGAAGCGCGUCCGUUUCCCGGACGAUGAUCAGCAUGGUCCCUUGUCAAUACUGCUUUGCACGGUACCACACCGGGAAGAUUUUAGCAAGGAGGAGCAAGAGAACCUGUACUUUUCGAGAGGGGACUACCACAUGAGUAGAUCGGCCGCCAAGGUCGUUAGUAAAGAGAGUGAGCGACUCGGCUACAGCAAAACACUUCGUGCAGUGUUUCAGGAAAAGAGCAAGGAAGCGCAGGACUCUUUAAACCUGUGGGCGGCUAGCGGUCACAGCCGGAGAGGUCUGGAACGGUGGGCAAAUAAGGAACACGGGGAAAUUCGACAGCGGGAACAAUUUAACGCCGUAAUGGCGGUAUUGCGCGCGCAGGAUGACAUGCUGUGCAACAAAGGGCAGGUGAGCGGCGAGGCGUUACGGAAAGUAUCGUACAAAGCUACGAAAACGUCGCGACAUUUCGCACGGAUGAUGGGUAAGGCGGACUCGUAUGCAGUCGCUGCUACACUGAAGGGUUCCGACGACGGCUCGUUAGCCACCGCGAUCACAUUUCUGACCAUGCAAAGCGAAGAAGAUAAUGUCUCGAAACGAAGUCUUUCGUGGGACGAUCAGUCGGUGGAUGUGACAAUAACUGGUGGGGAUGAAUUGAAAGAUAGUUGUCACGGUGACCGACGCUCUGGAAGCCGUUUAAGGCGCUUUGGUUUUGGUCGAAAACAACGAGAGCCCAAAGUUCCUGCCACCGAGCCUCGCGUUUCGCGAGUCGCCUAGACUUCCCAAGAGGCUGGGCUGUUUUCCGACCGGAAUUUCCUUUCGUUCCGUUGUCUCUCUUGUAAAAUAUAGUUCACUAGCUUGCGUAACCUAUGUAGGUACGUCUGUAUUUAUCCAUUUUCCGGCAGGGAAACUGCCACCAAUAGAUGGUUGUUCGAGAUCAUUUUUUUCGUCUAGUAAACGUUGCCAAUUCUUCG